AAAAGUACGGCGGGACGCAGCGUUGCUGGCAGUACCGGCGUUGUGUUCAUCUGUCAGCCAGCUCCUUCUGAAAUGAUCACGGCUCAAAGCGGUGUUUCUACUGCCCCUGCCCCGCCGGAGUAAUUCCAAGCGCCCCGGCAACACGAACCGGUGUUGUCUGUGCCAUCAGUGAAUUGCAGAACGUCCUGGGUUGGGUCACCGAGUCCAGCUCCAAACGGAUGAAAUGCCAGCUUAGCUCUAAAGAAGAAAAACCCAAGAGAAAACCUUUUGGCCCCUCUGUCUGCAGGCUCUGAGCCUCGCGUGGGUUCCCUCGUAUGGGUUCCUUUGGGUCGGUAUUUCUGAGCCCUGGGGUUUCACAGAGGCACGGUUGGAGCUUUCGGAGGGAUUUGGGAUAGUGUGAGCCAAGGUGGCCGCUGUCCUGGCAGGCAGAGCGAUGUUUUGUCCUCGUUCUGAGAUGGAGUGACCCAGCACAGCCAUGACAGGAUGCCUUAUCACAGGAGAUACAGAGACCGACGGGACAGCGACGCCUACAGAUUGGAAGAGCGGAGCCCGUCCUUCGACGAGGACUAUUCCUCGACCCGCACACGGACCUGGCGGCGAUCCCGCGACAGAGAGCAGCACCGUGACAGGAAGCACCAGCACCACUGCAGGAAACGCAGGACCAGGUCUUGUAGCAGUGCCUCCUCGAGAAGCCAACAGAGCAGUAAGCGCAGCAGGAGCGUGGAAGAUGACAAGGAAGGCCACCUGGUGUGCAGGAUCGGCGAUUGGCUUCAAGAGCGAUAUGAAAUUGUCGGCAGCCUUGGCGAAGGCACUUUUGGCAAAGUUGUGGAGUGUGUAGACCACGCCAGAGGCAAAUCACAGGUGGCACUAAAAAUCAUAAAAAAUGUUGGGAAGUACCGUGAGGCAGCCAGGCUGGAAAUUAACGUCCUGAAGAAAAUCAAAGAGAAGGACAAGGAGAACAAAUUCUUGUGUGUCCUGAUGUCAGACUGGUUCAACUUCCACGGCCACAUGUGCAUUGCCUUUGAACUUCUUGGCAAGAACACUUUUGAGUUCCUGAAGGAGAAUAAUUUCCAGCCAUACCCUCUCCCUCAGAUCCGGCACAUGGCCUACCAGCUCUGCCAUGCCUUGAAAUUUCUACAUGACAACCAGCUGACUCACACUGACCUCAAGCCAGAAAACAUCUUGUUUGUCAACUCUGACUUUGAUACUCUGUACAAUGAGAAAAAGAGCUGUGAGGAGAAAUCCAUCCGGAACACGAGCAUCCGUGUGGCGGACUUUGGAAGUGCCACCUUUGAUCAUGAACACCACACCACGAUCGUGGCUACCCGGCACUACCGUCCCCCAGAAGUGAUCCUUGAGCUGGGCUGGGCACAGCCAUGCGAUGUCUGGAGUACUGGCUGCAUUUUGUUUGAGUAUUACCGUGGCUUCACGCUCUUCCAGACCCAUGAGAAUCGUGAACAUCUUGUGAUGAUGGAGAAAAUCCUUGGGCCCAUUCCAUCUCACAUGAUCCACAGAACUCGAAAGCAGAAAUACUUUCACAAAGGGAACCUGGUGUGGGAUGAGAACACAUCUGAUGGGAGAUACGUCCAAGAGAACUGCAAGCCGCUGCGUACAUACAUGCUGCACGACUCACUGGAACACGCACAACUCUUUGACUUGAUUAGAAGGAUGCUGGAAUUUGACCCUUCCCGGAGGAUCACAUUUUCAGAAGCCCUCCUGCAUCCCUUCUUUGCUGGCCUCUCUGCAGAGGAAAGGAUGCUGUGCGGUCGUGGCACCAGCCGGGAUCUGAGCAGAUGACAGCUGGGGAGGGUGUGAUACCUGCUAGAUUUGUACAGAUGGGAGUGGUUCUCUCUUCUCUCAGAGUUCAGAGGGGCACUAUGACAUGAACCCUGGGUCGGGGAGGUGAGGAAAAGCUACAGCAGAAAGCACAGAUUUGUCUAUUUAUAUGUUGUAAAGUUAAAAUAAAGUGUUUCUUAUUGUUUGAUA
Phasianus colchicus (ring-necked pheasant) is the source of this 1986-nucleotide messenger RNA. RefSeq names its product CDC like kinase 3 (gene CLK3). Gene Ontology annotation, cellular component: nucleus. Gene Ontology annotation, biological process: regulation of RNA splicing; peptidyl-tyrosine phosphorylation. The record is from RefSeq and is a predicted model, not a curated record. NCBI's taxonomy places the organism in Eukaryota, Metazoa, Chordata, Aves, Galliformes, Phasianidae. Gene Ontology annotation, molecular function: protein serine/threonine kinase activity; protein tyrosine kinase activity; ATP binding.